AAAAUAACUAAAUUAAUAUACAAAUGUCAAAUACUAUAGAUAAUAUUUAUAACAAAUCAAAAAAUCUAGAAAGAUUGACAUGGGAAGAUUUGGGUAUUGUAGAAUUAUUAUGCCAAGCUUGUAAAGAUUUAAAAUGGAAUGCACCAACAAAAAUUCAAAAAGAAGCCAUUCCUCUUACACUUCAAGGAAAAGAUGUUAUAGGAUUAGCUGAAACAGGUUCUGGAAAAACUGCAGCAUUUGUUCUUCCAAUACUCCAAGGGCUUUUAGAAAAGCCUCAAAGAUAUUUUGCUCUGAUUCUUACACCAACAAGAGAAUUAGCUUUUCAAAUUUCUGAACAAUUUGAGGCACUUGGAUGUAGUAUUGGUGUUAAAUGUGUUGUUGUCGUGGGAGGUAUUGACAUGAUGACUCAAGCAUUAAUGCUUGCUAAAAAACCACAUAUUAUUGUUGCUACUCCAGGUCGAUUAGUUGAUCAUUUAGAAAAUACAAAAGGAUUCAAUUUACGUUCAUUAAAAUUUUUGGUUAUGGAUGAAGCAGAUAGAAUUUUGAAUAUGGAUUUUGAAGUUGAAGUAGAUAAAAUAUUGCGAGUAAUCCCUCGUGAACGAAGAACGUUAUUAUUUUCGGCAACUAUGACAAAAAAAGUACACAAAUUACAACGUGCUUCUUUACAAAAUCCAGUUAAAAUAGAAGUGUCAACCAAGUAUCAAACAGUAGAAAAACUAAAACAAUAUUAUGUUUUUAUCCCUAUAAAAUUUAAAGAUGUAUAUUUAGUUCAUCUUUUAAAUGAACUAUCUGGAAAUAGUUUUAUGAUAUUUUGUUCUACAUGUAAUAAUACUAUAAGAACAUCACUUCUAUUGCGUAGCUUAGGAUUUAUGGCUGUUCCUUUACAUGGACAAAUGUCACAAAAUAAAAGAAUUGCUGCUCUUACAAAAUUUAAAGCAAAAAAUAGAUCUAUUUUAAUUUCCACAGAUGUUGCAAGCAGAGGAAUUGAUAUUCCACAUGUUGACGUUGUGAUUAAUUUUGAUAUUCCAAUGCAUAGUAAAGAUUAUAUUCAUAGGGUUGGAAGAACUGCUAGAGCUGGACGUUCUGGUAUUGCUAUUACAUUUGUAACCCAAUAUGAUGUUGAAUUAUAUCAACGAAUAGAACAUCUUAUUGGUAAAGAACUUCCAGAAUAUAAAACCGAAGAAGAUGAAGUAAUGAUACUUCAAGAUAGAAUAGCAGAGGCUCAACGUUUAAUAAAAAUGGAACUAAAAGACAUAGAAGAAAAUAAAAAAUCAGGUAAAAAAAAGAAACAGUCAAGAGAUAUUGAAGAUGAUGACACAGAACAAUCUGUUGGGAUUAGAAAACGAAUGAAAGGAAAAAGGAAAAAGUAUUGAUAAAAAUUUAUGAAUAUUUCAACUUCUUUCAAUAAUAAUUGUUUAACUCAAUAAUAUUUUGCUUAGCAAAAAUUUAUUGUAUUAUCGUAAUAUUCAAGAAGCAAAACAGAAAAUGGUUAUACUAAAUGCAUAGGUUCUACUUACAUUAUAUCCAAGAAUAAUUUAUGAAAAGAGUAGUUUCUUUAUACUUUUAAACUGAAACUACUUUUAUAGUGUUUUUAUACAUCAUUUUUAUAACAAAGUAAAUUUGUUC
Ceratosolen solmsi marchali is the source of this 1626-nucleotide messenger RNA. RefSeq names its product probable ATP-dependent RNA helicase DDX47 (gene pths). Gene Ontology annotation, molecular function: ATP binding; nucleic acid binding; RNA helicase activity. The record is from RefSeq and is a predicted model, not a curated record. The transcript has 8 exons. NCBI's taxonomy places the organism in Eukaryota, Metazoa, Arthropoda, Insecta, Hymenoptera, Agaonidae. The coding region runs from base 24 to 1373 and encodes 449 amino acids. Gene Ontology annotation, cellular component: cytosol.